UCUGUACGCAGUGGAGAGAAGACCGCUGAGCCGAAAGUGACGAACCAAUGAAAAACACAGCAACAAACAGCAGACGCGUAUGAGGAGAGAAGCCAAAGCCAAAGCUAAAAACCAAAGCCGAAAGAAGGGCAAACGAGUCGAGAGAGAAAAAGCACUCACUUUCCUGUGCUCUCUGAAUUAGGGUUCUUCUGUUGCUUUUUUCUUCUGUUUCCGCUCGGAUUCAAUGCAUUUUCCUCGCGAUUCGCACAAGCACAGCACGAGAUCCACUGCCUCGGAUGAGCGACGUGUUUGAGAUCUCCGUUUUGAGCUCUCAUUUGCGCUGUGUUAUGUUCGGCUGUUCAUGUGAAGCCGUGGAUGAUAUUUCGGUCACUGCCAAGGGAGUAGCAGAGGAAUCUUCGGGACGAUGACGAUCGGAGUUUGUUUUCUUGUUUCGAUUUGGUUUCAGAGUGUGAGAUUCAAAGCUCCUCCGAUCUUACGGUAAAUCUUCCUUCAUCGUGCUUUUUCAGACCUUCACGAGUUGGUGGUCUUUGCUCUUGUGAACGCCGUGCGGAAGCUUUCGUGUCUCUGCCGAGGAUUCGAAUCACCGAAUUGUCUGCUUCUCUGAGGGCGAGAAACUCUCGAAAAAACGCCGAGAUAGCGAGCAGAAUUUGGAGAUGAGAAUGCUUUUUGUGCAUUUGUGAUUGUUGUUUUGUGGAACUGUGGUAUUUCGAGUGUAUUUGGUUAAGUUCGGUUUCCAGUGAUAUCGGUUGGUUGAAGAAGCCCUAAUAUCGAAGGAUUUAUAUUUCCUCGUGUUCGGCGCUAUUCGUAUUGGGAAGAAACGAAGGAUAACAACGUUUCAGUCGGGUAAUCAGUUGUCCAUUGUCGGUUUCUCUGAUAUUCUUGUAUAUCGUGAAUAGUUUAUUAUACAAUAUUAAAGACCUCAAGAUACUAACCGGAGGUUCAGGGACAUUCUCAUCUAAUACUUCUGGACACGUAUUUCUUUAUUCUUCCGGAAAAGGAAAGCAGAAAAUUCGUUUAGAGCCCAGUGGUUUGGUUUUAAUGGAGACUGUGACGGAUUUGUGUAGUUGAGGGUGUGGAUUUCUGCCGAGGGAAGAGAAGCUACUCCUGCUACAUUUCUGAUUUGGGUUUGUGAUCAGAAGUGUUUGAACGGUUUGAAGUGAUGAUGGCAAUGUCCUGCAAGGAUGGUAAGGGAGCGUCAGUGAUGGACAACGGUAAAUAUGUCCGCUACACACCUGAGCAGGUUGAAGCCCUCGAGAGGCUCUAUCACGAGUGCCCCAAACCCAGUUCCAUCCGACGGCAACAGCUCAUCCGGGAGUGCCCUAUUCUCUCCAAUAUCGAACCCAAGCAAAUCAAAGUUUGGUUCCAGAACAGAAGAUGCAGAGAGAAGCAGAGGAAAGAGGCCUCACGGCUUCAAGCCGUGAACAGGAAGCUGACCGCCAUGAACAAACUUCUGAUGGAAGAGAAUGAUAGGUUGCAAAAACAGGUGUCACAACUUGUGUAUGAAAAUGGCUACUUUCGCCAACAUACCCAGAACACGACCCUUGCCACUAAAGACACAAGUUGCGAGUCAGUGGUGACAAGUGGUCAACAGCACUUGACGCCUCAGCAUCCCCCAAGGGAUGCUAGUCCUGCAGGGCUUUUGUCCAUUGCAGAAGAGACUUUAACAGAGUUUCUUUCAAAGGCCACUGGAACUGCUGUUGAGUGGGUCCAAAUGCCUGGAAUGAAGCCUGGUCCGGAUUCCAUUGGAAUCGUUGCUAUUUCUCAUGGUUGCACAGGUGUGGCAGCACGAGCCUGCGGCCUGGUGGGUUUAGAGCCUACAAGGGUUGCAGAAAUCCUAAAAGAUCGGCCUUCGUGGUUUCGCGACUGCCGAGCAGUGGAUGUUCUGAAUGUGCUGCCUACUGCUAAUGGUGGAACCAUUGAGCUGCUUUACAUGCAGCUCUAUGCGCCAACCACAUUGGCGCCUGCUCGUGACUUCUGGUUGUUACGAUAUACCUCUGUCUUGGAGGAUGGCAGUCUUGUGGUAUGUGAAAGAUCACUUAGUAACACUCAAAAUGGUCCAAGCAUGCCACCAGUUACUAAUUUUGUGAGAGCAGAGAUGCUGCCUAGUGGAUAUUUGAUUCGACCUUGUGAAGGGGGUGGCUCAAUUAUCCACAUUGUUGAUCAUAUCAAUCUGGAGGCAUGGAGUGUUCCCGAAGUCUUGCGCCCACUCUAUGAGUCUUCAACUGUGCUUGCUCAGAAAACUACAAUGGCAGCUCUACGCCACCUGAGGCAGAUAGCUCAGGAGAUUUCUCAGUCUAAUGUCACCAACUGGGGUAGAAGACCCGCAGCUCUACGUGCACUUAGCCAGAGGUUGAGCAGGGGUUUUAAUGAGGCUCUCAAUGGAUUUACUGAUGAGGGGUGGUCCAUGAUGGGAAAUGAUGGCAUGGAUGAUGUCACCAUUCUUGUGAACUCUUCACCCGAUAAACUAAUGGGUUUAAAUCUAUCCUUUGCUAAUGGAUUUCCAGCUGUUAGCAAUGCUGUCUUGUGUGCAAAAGCAUCAAUGCUUUUGCAGAAUGUGCCCCCUGCAAUACUUCUGAGGUUCUUGCGAGAGCACAGGUCAGAAUGGGCAGACAACAGUAUUGAUGCUUACUCUGCUGCGGCAGUUAAAGUUGGUGCCUGUAGCUUACCAGCCGCACGAGUUGGAAAUUUUGGGGGCCAAGUUAUACUUCCUCUUGCGCACACCAUUGAACAUGAAGAGUUGUUGGAGGUCAUUAAACUGGAAGGUGUUGGCCAUUGCCCUGAAGAUGCAAUAAUACCUAGGGACAUGUUUCUCUUACAACUAUGCAGUGGAAUGGAUGAGAAUGCUGUUGGUACCUGUGCUGAACUUAUAUUUGCUCCUAUUGAUGCAUCUUUUGCUGAUGAUGCACCACUUUUGCCUUCUGGUUUUCGCAUCAUUCCUCUUGAUUCUGGAAAGGAAGCAUCGAGUCCAAAUCGCACCCUUGAUCUUGCUUCUGCUCUUGAGAUUGGACCAGGUGGAAAUAAAGCAUCAACUGACUAUACUGUUAAUAGUGGCAGUACAAGAUCAGUAAUGACAAUAGCAUUUGAAUUUGCAUUUGAAAGCCACAUGCAAGAAAAUGUAGCAUCAAUGGCCCGGCAGUAUGUCCGCAGCAUUAUAUCUUCAGUUCAGAGGGUGGCUUUGGCACUUUCUCCAUCUCAUCUAAGUGCCCAUGGUGGGCUUCGGACUCCAUUGGGUACUCCUGAAGCAAAUACACUUGCCCGGUGGAUCUGCCAUAGUUACAGGUGCUAUUUGGGAGUAGAGCUACUCAAAUCUGGCAGUGAAGGAAGUGAAUCCACCCUUAAAACACUUUGGCAUCAUUCAGAUGCUAUCAUGUGCUGCUCUUUAAAGGCAUUGCCAGUUUUCACAUUUGCUAACCAGGCUGGUCUUGACAUGCUUGAGACAACCCUGGUUGCCCUUCAAGACAUUACUCUUGAGAAGAUAUUCGAUGAUCAUGGAAGAAAAACGCUCUGCUCCGAGUUUCCACAAAUAAUGCAACAGGGUUUUUCUUGCCUUCAAAGUGGCAUAUGUUUAUCAAGCAUGGGGCGGCCAGUUUCUUACGAGAGAGCCGUGGCUUGGAAAGUGUUGAAUGAAGAAGAAAACCCACAUUGCAUCUGCUUCAUGUUCAUGAACUGGUCAUUUGUGUAAGGGGGCCAGUCAGAUGAACCCACAGUCGUGCUAGAACUCCUUAAAAAAUGCUGCUGUGCUGUAUGUUUUAUUUUUGAAGUACACUAUUGCGGGUGGCAAAACUCUUUUUUAAGUACUGUUAACUGUUGACUGUCUUUGGUAUUUGUUGCCUCCAGCUUGCUCUAGAACUUUCCACUUGGCCGAGAACUCAGUACGUACUUUGUGGGCCAAGCUUUCUUCAACUUUCUUAGUGGAAACUAAUGUGUUGUAGUGGUA
Diospyros lotus (date-plum) is the source of this 3937-nucleotide messenger RNA. RefSeq names its product homeobox-leucine zipper protein ATHB-15. The coding region runs from base 1160 to 3682 and encodes 840 amino acids. Lineage: Eukaryota; Viridiplantae; Streptophyta; Magnoliopsida; Ericales; Ebenaceae. The record is from RefSeq and is a predicted model, not a curated record. The transcript has 18 exons. Gene Ontology annotation, molecular function: lipid binding; DNA-binding transcription factor activity; DNA binding.